Messenger RNA from Archocentrus centrarchus (flier cichlid), 1395 nucleotides. RefSeq names its product PR domain zinc finger protein 12-like. Bases 196 to 1395 code for a protein of 399 amino acids. Gene Ontology annotation, cellular component: nucleus. Lineage: Eukaryota; Metazoa; Chordata; Actinopteri; Cichliformes; Cichlidae. The record is from RefSeq and is a predicted model, not a curated record. The transcript has 6 exons. Gene Ontology annotation, molecular function: histone methyltransferase binding. Gene Ontology annotation, biological process: regulation of gene expression; neurogenesis.
CUCUCAGCUCCUCUCUGCUCCUCUCUGCUCUUCUCAGCUCCUCUCAGCUCCUCUCUGCUCCUCAUGUUUGGGGACAUUUUUAAAGAACAGCUGGAUUUUUAGCCACACUUUCUGGAUCUUGUUGUAAAGUUUGUUCAGCGGGAGGAUUUUUUAAUCUUUCCCGCGGUCCCCUGACACUGACCCGGCUCCCCCGCCAUGGGCUCCGUGCUGCCCGGCUCCUCUCUGGGCCUGAAGCCGGGCUUCAAGCCGCAGCAGCCGCCGCUCUCCCUCGCAGACAUCAUCACCUCGGACAUCCUGCACAGCUUCCUGUACGGCCGCUGGAGGCACGUGCUGGGCGAACAGCAGCACCACCACUCACACCAGCAUCACCUGCAGCACGAGGAUCGCACCGCCCCAAGCGCGAGCCCCAAGACCGCGUUCACCGCCGAGGUGCUCGCGCAGUCCUUCUCCGGAGAGGUGCAGAAGCUGUCCAGUCUGGUUUUACCCAGUGAGGUGAUCAUCGCUCAGAGUUCAGUCCCAGGAGAGGGUCUGGGUAUUUUCUCUAAAACCUGGAUCAAAGCAGGGACAGAGAUGGGUCCUUUCACUGGACGCCUCGUCUCACCUGAACACAUCGACCUGUACAAGAACAACAACCUUAUGUGGGAGGUGUUUAAUGAGGACGGCACAGUCAGGUAUUUUAUCGAUGCAAGUCAGGAGGACCAGCGUAGCUGGAUGACGUACAUCAAGUGUGCGAGGAACGAGCAGGAGCAGAACCUCGAGGUGGUCCAGAUCGGCAGCAGCAUAUUCUACAAGGCGGUGGAGACGAUCCCUCCCGACCAGGAGCUGCUCGUCUGGUACGGAAACUCCCACAACACCUUCCUGGGAAUCCCUGGAAUUCCUGGAGGAGAGGAAGACCAGAACAAGAAGACCAAGAGCGAUGAUUUCCACACCUGUGAAGGUUCCACGUCCUCCUCGUCUUCCUCCUCUUCCACCAGUCUGGGGCGCAUGCGGUGUGUUAUCUGUCACCGUGGCUUCAACUCUCGCAGCAACCUGCGCUCCCACAUGCGCAUCCACACACUGGACAAGCCGUUCGUCUGCCGCUUCUGCAACCGCCGUUUCAGCCAAUCAUCCACGCUGAGGAACCACGUCCGGUUGCACACCGGAGAGCGUCCCUACAAGUGCCACGUCUGCCAGUCGGCGUACUCGCAGCUGGCCGGCCUGCGGGCGCACCAGAAGAGCGCCAGGCACCGUCCCACAGGGGAUGCCGCGGCCCCAGGAGGUGGUGUGGUGGUGGUGGGAGGAGGUGGAGGGGGCGUGCACUCGGCGCGCUCACCUCCUCCUUCUCACCCACCACAGUUGACCGCCGUGCCCCACCCAGCAUCCCUGGUUCACCACAUACCCAACAUGGUGCUGUGA